AUGUCCGUGAUUUCUCGAAUUCCAUCUAUAAAUCGUGUGCGAUACUGCGUUGCAUCCGACAGGAUGACCAAGCAGACGUGUCAUAGAUGCGGCAAACAAGUCUAUCCAACCGAUAAAGUUGGUCCAUUAAAAGACUCGACGUUUUUUCAUCAAGGCUGUUUUAAGUGUUAUAUAUGUGGAACAAGAUUAGCUCUCAAGACAUACUGUAACAAUCGUAGUGAUCAGAAUGAUAAGGAGGUAUACUGUGCCAACCAUGUACCAAUCGCUGGGCCACACGAUUUACCGCCAUCACGAAGCGAAAGUUCUCCGGUGGAGAAUGGAAAUGCAAAGACAACUAAUGGAUACAGAAGAGAUGCUGGUCUUGAAGAUAUGAAAAUCGCUCAUGCAAUCAAAGCUACCCAAGUCGCUAAGCCAUACCCCAAAAUUGUACACAAAGGAGCACGAUAUGCUGUGGACUAUGAUGCACAAACGCGCCUUGAACUGCUUCAUCGACGAGCCGAAGAUCAACUUUAUGAUUCAUUCCAAAAUCAGCGAACAAAAGAAAAAGAGCAGUUUGAAUCGGAAACGAGGGAAGAAUGGGAACGCGCUUUGGCGGAUUUUGCGCGAAAAUAUGAAAAAGGACAAGCCAAUAUCCGCAAUAAAGAUGAUCUUAUACGCCAAUUAACGAUCAAAAGAGAAAAAAAGCUCGAAACAUUGCACUCUAAGCGAAGGGAGCGUGAGCGUCACCAAACCGCUGAGUUAGUUGACAGACAGGCACGAGAGAUGCUGGAUUUGUUCAAACAAGCACGAUCAGAACAACAGGCCGCGGACAGCUCGUACAGUAGUUCCGCCUACCCAUCGACUCCGCCUCCACCGCAACCACCAUCAUGUAGCAAACGAGAAAUUUAUACCAGUACAGAGUACUUUUCGUCGAUCGAUGAGGUAGCCAUACAUUGCGCUCGAAGUGAAAUGACCACCUUUACUGAUUUGAUACGAGCGUUAACUAGUGGAGCAAGAAGUGAUAUCGAUAUGGCCAGGGCCAUUUAUCGUUGGAUAACCAUCAAAAAUCUGAACACAAUGAUUUUUGACGAUUCUAUCGAACAUGACACUCCUAUGGGUCUAUUGCGUGGCAUAAAAUAUGGUACAGAAAGUUAUCAUGUCCUAUUCAAGCGAUUAUGCAGUUAUGCUGGAUUACACUGUGUGGUCAUUAAAGGAUAUUCAAAAUCAGCCGGUUAUCAGCCUGGUUAUUCAUUUGAUGACAAUCGAUUCAGAAACACCUGGAAUGCUGUUUAUCUGGAUGGAUCAUGGCGAUUUGUACAAUGUAAUUGGGGAGCGCGCCAUCUUGUUAACGCUAAAGACAGUGAUAAUGAAAAUCGCAGUGAUGGUAAUUUACGCUAUGAAUAUGAUGAUCAUUAUUUCAUGACUGAUCCUGAGGAAUUUAUUUACGAAUUUCUACCUCAUGACCCUGAAUGGCAGCUGUUACCCCGUCCAAUCACUUUGAAACAAUUUGAGCGUAUUCCAUUUGUAAGAAGUCUUUUCUUCAAAUAUGGUCUGUCAUUUGUGGAUAACAGGCUUGAAAGCACGCUAUAUACGGAUAAAACUGGCGCGACAUCAGUUGCGAUCAGACUACCGGAAAAGUCUGGAGACACUCUGAUUUUCCAUUACAAUCUCAAGUUCUUCGACUCGGAAGAAACUACCAUCAAUGGAUUGUCAUUGAAACGAUUUGUUAUGCAGUCAGUAUCUAAUGGGAUUGUUACAUUCCGAGUUCAUGCACCAUCGACGAGACCUCUGUUAUUGGAUAUUUUUGCUAAUAGUGUUUCGUCUGCGCAUUAUUUGACUGGGCAACCAAUAAAAUUCAAGAGUGUCUGCAAAUUUAAGGUUGUCUGUGAUUCACUGCAAGUGAUUAUGGUCCCACUGCCAGAAUGCGCCUCAGGCGAAUGGGGUCCAGCGAAGGCUACAAGAUUAUUUGGUCUGCGACCAGUAUCGCAUGUCGAGGCAAUAAUUAACGCUGGACGUAGUGUCGAGAUCAGAUUUAGAAUGACCAAGCGUUUAUGUGAAAUUGUGGCUGCAUUGCAUCGUAAUCGAACCGAUGAUCGCGCCUUACAAAACUGCUGCCGCACAAGUAUAAAAGGAGAACAGGUAUCGAUCUUCAUCGAAUUUCCCGAAGAAGGUCAAUAUGGUUUGGAUAUCUAUACACGGCAAGAUGACCAGCUUGUAAAUGGUCGACAAUUACUUACACAUUGUUGUAAAUAUCUAAUCCAUUCCAGAAAUUGAAAUUUUCUAAUUCCAUAUGAACUAAUUGAUUGACUAUUAAUGUUACCUUUAUUUUAUCGCUUUGUUAUGGCACAGUCAUACGGGAUUUUCAAUAUUUACUUUUCCUUUUCAUUAAUUUUGGGCAAACCAUUCACUUGAAAUAUUUUUUAAUUUUUUUUUCAAGCUAUGUGUCCCUUUGGGAAAUUUCGCUUACUUGCUUGCCAAGCCAUUUUUUUCACAGCUUUGUCAUAUCUUCCUAGGACGUCCCUUCCUUGUAACCUUUACGCUAAUUUCUCCCAAUGAAUAAUCCUAAGAUUGACUAAUGUACAUAUACUCUCAUGCAUUUUUGUAACUGUACUCGGUGUAUUUCAUCAUUUCUCCCAGUUUCUUUACGGUUCCUGUCACCGCAUAGUCCUUGGAUCAAUCUAAGUGACUUGAACUGCUAUUUUUAAUAUUUGCAUCAUAGAUGUUACACUAAAUUUUUCAGAAC
Molecule: messenger RNA, 2722 nt
Organism: Cylicocyclus nassatus
Lineage: Eukaryota; Metazoa; Nematoda; Chromadorea; Rhabditida; Strongylidae
Source: the annotation of a GenBank genome assembly